Carlito syrichta (Philippine tarsier) is the source of this 2104-nucleotide messenger RNA. RefSeq names its product iduronate 2-sulfatase (gene IDS). The transcript has 9 exons. The record is from RefSeq and is a predicted model, not a curated record. Lineage: Eukaryota; Metazoa; Chordata; Mammalia; Primates; Tarsiidae. The coding region runs from base 33 to 1685 and encodes 550 amino acids. Gene Ontology annotation, molecular function: iduronate-2-sulfatase activity.
CGUAGCUCUGGAACAGCCGCGUCGAAGCAGAAAUGCCGUCUCCCCAGCCCGCCCGGGGCCUGCUGUGGCUCGGCGUGGUACUAGGCCCCGUCUGCGCAGCACUGGAAUCCGCGGCGCCUUCUAUCUCCGCCACAGAUGCUCUGAAUGUUCUUCUCAUCGUUGUGGAUGACCUGCGCCCCUCCCUGGGCUGCUAUGGAGAUAAGCUAGUGAGAUCCCCAAAUAUUGACCAACUGGCAUCCCAUAGCCUCCUCUUUCAGAAUGCCUUUGCCCAGCAAGCAGUGUGCGCCCCCAGCCGUGUGUCCUUCCUCACCGGGAGGAGGCCUGACACCACCCGCCUGUAUGACUUCAAUUCCUACUGGAGAGUGCACGCUGGAAACUUCUCCACCAUCCCACAGUACUUCAAGGAGAAUGGUUAUGUGACUAUGUCGGUGGGAAAAGUCUUUCACCCUGGAAUAUCUUCCAACCACAGUGAUGAUUCUCCAUAUAGCUGGUCUUUCCCACCUUAUCACCCCUCCACUGAGAAGUACGAAAACACUAAGACAUGUCGGGGACCAGAUGGAGAACUUCAUGCCAACCUGCUUUGUCCUGUGGAUGUCGUAGAUGUGCCCGAGGGCACCUUGCCUGACAUACAGAGCACUGAGCAAGCCAUACAAUUGUUGGGAAAGAUGAGAACAUCAGCCAGUCCUUUCUUCCUGGCUGUUGGGUAUCAUAAGCCACACAUCCCCUUCAGAUAUCCCAAGGAAUUUCAGAAGUUGUACCCCUUGGAGAACAUCACCUUGGCUCCUGAUCCUCAGGUCCCUGAUGGCCUACCCCCUGUGGCCUACAACCCCUGGAUGGACAUCCGACAGCGGGAGGACGUGCAAGCUUUAAACAUCAGUGUGCCCUAUGGCCCAAUUCCUGUGGACUUUCAGCGGAAAAUCCGCCAGAGCUACUUUGCCUCUGUUUCAUAUUUAGAUACACAGGUUGGCCACCUUUUGAAUGCUUUGGAUGAUCUUCAGUUGGCCAACAACACGAUCAUUGCAUUUAUUUCGGAUCAUGGGUGGGCUUUAGGUGAACAUGGAGAAUGGGCCAAAUACAGCAAUUUUGACGUUGCCACCCGUGUGCCCCUGAUGUUCUAUGUUCCUGGGAAGACGGCUUCGCUUCCAGAGGCAGGCGAGAAGCUUUUCCCUUACUGCAGUCCUUUUGAUUCCGUCUCAGAGUUAAUGGAGCCAGGCAGGCAAUCCGAGGACCUCGUGGAACUUGUCUCUCUUUUCCCCACAUUGGCUGGACUUGCAGGACUGCAAGUCCCGCCUCGCUGCCCCGUUGCUUCAUUUCAUGUUGAGCUGUGCAGAGAAGGCCAGAACCUUCUGAAGCAUUUUCGACUCCCUGACUCAGAAGAGGAUCCAUACUUCCUUGAUAAUCCUCGUGAGUUGAUCGCCUAUAGCCAGUACCCACGGCCUGCAGACUCCCCUCAGUGGAAUUCUGACAAGCCGAGUCUAAAAGACAUAAAGAUCAUGGGCUAUUCCAUACGCACCAUAGACUAUAGAUAUACUGUGUGGGUUGGCUUCGAUCCUCAUGAAUAUCUGGCUAACUUUUCUGACAUCCAUGCAGGGGAACUGUAUUUUGUAGAUUCUGACCCAUUGCAGGAUCACAAUGUGUAUAAUGACUCCCAAGGUGGAAGACUUUCCCAGUCAUUGAUGCCUUGAGUUUUGCCCACCAUGGAGGGCACAUAUGUGCUCCCUUUCAGCUGGUGAGAGGAGGAACUGGAGAUGGUUAUUUUGUGAUUGCCCAUAAUAUUGGAAGCAACCCGAGGGAUAGGUAAUCCAAAUAUGCAUCAACAAUUUGGUCCGAGAAUAUUAACAGCCAAAUCUUUUCAUGUAGUCUUUAUUAACUUAUAAUUGGUAAUUGGGCUGGAGCUGGGCUGAAUCUUUUCCCCCUCUUUUUUAAAACAGUCAUAGCUUAUUUAUUGAAUGAAUAAAUACAAAGUGAGCAAAUAAAAAUUAUGUCACACCUUAGGAUAUAUAUCACAAUACCACAGGGUUUCAAAAUCCAAAGAUAAAAUAUGCACAGAGUGAUUAAUGUGGAAUUUUAACAUCAGAUAAUAAAUAAUGCUCAAUAAACUGGA